AUUUCAGGUAACACUAUUUUGAGAUUUAUAUUUGAAAAAAGGUUUAUUUCUGGAAAAAAAGCAUUCCGAUUUGCGAGCAGAUUCACUUCUGAAAAUUGGGAGCGGAUUCCGUAAAAAAUAAAAACAAAAAAAUUGGGAGCGGAAAAUUUGGAAAAUACUGAAGCAUAUGCCUCGGCCAAUCAGCUGGGAUUCCCUUCUGAGAGUUCUGCGCCGUCCCACUUCCUUCUCGUCCAUUUCCCUUACUCGGUUACGCAAAUCAUCUUUCUGCCUCCUUCCCCAUUCCCAUUGGCGCGUUUUUCCUUCCCUUCACUGGAAUUCAAUUAGGGUUUUAUAGUUUCCGUCACUCUCUUCUUUCUCUUUCUCAAUUCCCUCUCCAAUGGAGUCUAUACAGCGCCGAGUGGAGUCGUGGAUCAGCGACCAGAGAGCAAAGAUCUUGAAGGUUUCGUGGGGUCCGCUUCACUGGAGGAUGAAGUGGCCGCCAUGGAUUAACGACGACAGAGAGCAGAGGAAGAAGAUUCAUCAGGAGUACGAGUUUCGGAAGCGCCAGCUCCACGAUCUCUGCCUCGCCGUGAAGGCCGACUCCAUCUCCGACUUGCAGGACAUCCUCUGUUGCAUGGUUCUCGCCGAGUGCGUCUACAAGAGACCUGCUACUGAACUGGUUCGAGCUGUAAAUAAAUUUAAGGCUGACUUUGGAGGACAAGUUGUUUCUCUGGAACGUGUCCAACCCUCUUCAGACCACGUUCCACAUAGGUACCUGUUAGCUGAAGCAGGUGACACCUUGUUUGCUUCCUUCAUUGGUACAAAACAAUACAAGGAUGUGGUAGCCGAUGUGAACAUCUUUCAAGGUGCCAUAUUUCAAGAGGAUGCUACACAGGAUACUGCUUCAAUAGUGACUGCUGAUUUUGGUAAAGUUGAACGUCCAAAGGCUAGUGGAGAACAUGACAAAAUUGCAGUUGAGUCAAAAUCCAGGCAGCAAAAAGAUCAGCCUAAGCCUGCUGCACAUAGGGGAUUCUUGGCUCGUGCUAAGGGGAUACCUGCUUUAGAGCUAUACAAGCUAGCUCAAAAGAAGAAUCGAAAGCUUGUUUUAUGUGGACAUUCACUUGGUGGAGCUGUAGCAGCCCUAGCUACCCUUGCUAUUCUUAGAGUCAUUGCUGCCUCUUCACCAUCAAAAGAGCAUGAGAAAGUUCAGGUUAAAUGCAUAACAUUUUCCCAACCCCCAGUUGGCAAUGCUGCUUUAAGAGAUUAUGUACAUGAAAAGGGUUGGCAGCACCAUUUCAAGACUUACUGCAUUCCUGAAGAUAUAGUGCCUCGUUUCCUCUCUCCUGCUUACUUUCAUCAUUACAAUGCACAGUCUUCAUCAAGGCGUUCUGAGAUCGAUGCUACUGGUCAACCUGUUAUGAAAGAAGAAGAAGGAAUAGAAAAAUCAAAGGAAAACAAGCAGAAAGAUAGCAAGGGGGAGCAACUGGUUAUCGGGCUAGGGCCUGUGCAGACUUCCUUUUGGAGACUUUCUAGGCUUGUUCCUUUAGAGGGUAUAAGAAGGCAAUUCAAUAAGUACACAGGAAAGCCAGUUGAUAGCGAAGAGAGAUCGGCAGCCUCUACUUCAACUUUGACCCCCUCAAUUGAGGAUGUAAUAGAUGAACCACAAUCUCUUGAAAUCCAAGAGGGUUCUGAUGGUAUAUCACUUAAACCAUUAUCUGAGGUUAACAAUGGGAAACAAGAUGAAGCUGUGGCUGAUAACUUAUCUGAGAAGGCUGACAGAAAAAAUGGAGGCAGGAGGAGCUGGCAGAGAGUACCUUAUUUACCUUCAUAUGUUCCGUUUGGUGAGCUAUAUCUCCUGGAAAAUUCGUCAGUGGAAUUGCUAUCAGGUGCAGAAUACUCAAAAUUGACGUCGGUUGGAUCUGUGUUUGCUGAACUAAAGGAACGAUUUCAAUCACAUUCAAUGAGGGCAUAUAGGUCACGAUUUCAAAGAAUUUAUGACUUGUGCAUGGGCGAAGGUGGGUCAGCAUUCCCAGGGAUGGAGCAACUGACACAGUUUCCACAUUUACAACAGUGGCUUGGACUUGCAGCAGCAGGUACUGUGACGCUUGCUCAGAUUGUUGAGUCCCCUGUUAUUCGUACUGCUACUUCAAUUCUUCCUCUUGGAUGGAGUGGUACUCCUGGUGAGAAGAAUGUACAGCCCUUGAAAGUUGAUAUCACCGGUUUUGGAUUGCACCUUUGCACCCUGGUUCACGCUCAAGUGAAUGGUAACUGGUGUUCAACUACGGUGGAGUCAUUUCCUUCGGCACCCACCUACUCCUCCACUCAAGGCAAGCAGCCAGAAUUACAAAAGAUAAGGGUCCUUGUAGGAGCUCCGUUGAGAAGGCCACCAAUAGUGGCCGCAGCAGACUCCUUGAUGCCUCUAUUCUCUUCCAUCAAUUCUGAUGUCAAUCUCAAUGGUGAGCAUAGUUUUCGACACCAGGAAAAGACCCUCCGUCCAGAAGCCUUACUUGAUUUUUCCAUAUUUUGCACGAGUGAUUUUACCACUGUUACAAAGGAGGUUCAUGUUAGAACGCGAAGAGUUCGAUUACUUGGCCUGGAGGGUGCUGGUAAGACAUCGCUGUUCAAGGCCAUAAUGAAUAAAGGCAGAAUUACUGCAAUCACGAAUUCUGACAACAUGCUCAUGGAGGCUGAUGUUCAAGAGGGCAUUGCUGGGGGACUAUGCUAUUGUGAUUCGUCUGGUGUAAAUUUGCAGGAUCUGAAUAUGGAGGUUUCUCGAUUUAGGGACGAGCUGUGGACAGGAAUUCGCGAUCUUAGUAGGAAAGUAGAUUUGAUAGUUCUUGUGCACAACCUCUCCCACAAGAUCCCCCGAUCUAUUAGUGACCCAGCCACAUUGCAGCAACAGCCUGUCCUUGGAUUUUUGUUAGAGGAGGCGAAAGCUCUUGGAAUACCAUGGGUUCUUGCCAUAACUAACAAAUUUUCAGUCAGUGCACACCAGCAGAAGGCAGCAAUUGAUGCCGUUCUGCAGGCAUACCAAGCCUCGCCAAGCUCCACAGAAGUUAUCAAUUCGUGUCCUUACGUGUUGUCUGGUGCUGGUGGAAGUGCUCCUCUCCCAUGGGCUGCGAUUGGUGGAGACUCUAGAGGGAAAGUGGGCGGUCAAAGGCUUUUCUUCUCCCCCAUCAAUCUUGUUCGUAGGCCGUUUCAGAGAAGAGAUACAGUGAUUCCCGUCGACGGUGUCAGCUCCCUCUGUCAGCUUGUCCAGCGUGUGCUACAAAGCAAUGAAGAGGCUGCUCUUGAGGAGCUGGCUCGAGAUAGGUUGUUGGCAGAGUUAGUGAGAGAGCAGGCAUUGGGGGCAAGUGGAGGAUCCGAGGCAAAGGAGUCGUCAAUGACAGCUGCGGCGGUGGGUGCUUCUGUGGGUGCUGGUCUUGGGUUAGUGUUAGCUGUGGUGAUGGGGGCUGCCUCUGCUCUCCGGAAGCCCUGACUCACUAUACUUGGCGAGUAGUUCAUAUUUCUAUGUAUCCUCCAUUCCAUUUCUCAGCUUGACAUUUAUUGAUUUGAUUGCCAUUCUAGACUAGCGCGAUUACUGUAAAUGUAGGUCCAUUCAUGCAUGGUAGAAAAGAUGAAGCCUCCAUUGGUUGAUAAAGUCACUCACUGUAUGUCUAUUUGUAAAUUGCGCAGUAAUAUCAUACCCCAAAUAAUUUGAACGGUCUUUUAGAAAAAAUCUCAGGCAGAAGUGUGUCGCUUGAUACACUUGCAUCACAAGUAGGUACGCUCCCUGAUCGUGGCGUAAACCAUGAAACAGCAAGUACUAGUAGCCAAUCUUAAGAGUAAUUUGGAACUCGAAUUUCAGUACACAGCCCACAAGUGUGGGACUUUCUAGCAAGCCACCCAGCCAACAUUAGAAAGAGUUUGAGCCUAUACUAGAGCAUUUAGUUUCAAACGUGUAAGAUGUUGCCGCCUUGCUGAACAAUGAACAGUAUUCCUGUUCUAGUAGCAAGUUAAAUCCUCCGUCCUCCUCAAAGACAAAGAGUUAGAAAUUCCGGAAAAUGGGGGAUACGAAAUUGUUGCCAAGGGUGGGUUGGUCUCAUCUCAUCUCAUCUCAUCUCAUCUCAAGAGGAGGAGCAGCAAUAGGAACUGCGACCGGCGGCACCAUUGUUGAGGAGGGAGACGGUGUUGGCAGCACUCAAGUCAGGCUUGUGGGAGUCGGAGCUCAAAACCUUCCGGCGGAGGUUGUUGUAAAUCUCUCGGAUCACCACCUCGAACGCCGCCUCGACGUUGGUGGAAUCCAGGGCAGAAGUCUCCAUGAAAAACAGCCCCUGCUCCUCCGCCACCCUCUUGCCUUCCUCUUUGCUCACUUCCCGUAUGUCGUCCAGGUCGCACUUGUUCCCCACCAGCAUCUUCCCCACAGUCGUAUCGCAGUGCACUGCAAAUAUGAUGGAUUAAAUUCCAACUAAUCAAUCAAGAGAUUCAAGAUUAGCGAGAGAGGGGGAGAAUAGAGCUGGGGAAUGAGGAUAUAUGCAUACUGGAGAGUUCCUGGAGCCAGCGGGUGACGCUGUCGAAGGUGGUUUGGCGGGUGAUGUCGUAGACGACGAGGGCACCGACGGCGCCGCGGUAGUAGGCGGAGGUGACGGCACGGAAGCGCUCCUGGCCGGCGGUGUCCCAGAUCUGGGCUUUGAUUUCCUUGCCGUCGAUGUCGAGGAGCUGGGUCUGGAACUCGACGCCGAUGGUGGCCUUGGAGUUGGCGUCGAACUCGUUGCGGGCGAAGCGGGAGAGCAAGUUGGAUUUGCCCACCGCCGAAUCCCCGAUCACCACUAUCUUGAACAGGUACUCCUCGCCUCCGCCUUCUUCUUCUCCGCCCAUUUUUUGGGGAAUUGGCGCAGCGCUGGGGAACGAAUGGAAUAGGAUAGGAAGUAAUGGGCGUGGGCUUAUAGUUACAGCUUAGAACAUGAGAAGGGGGGAGACUCGUGAGUGCAUUGAUUGAGUGCCGAGUGGGGCAGAGGUGACUGACUGACCGGCUGCGCAAUCGACGGGGGUUU
Molecule: messenger RNA, 5012 nt
Organism: Linum tenue
Lineage: Eukaryota; Viridiplantae; Streptophyta; Magnoliopsida; Malpighiales; Linaceae
Source: the annotation of a GenBank genome assembly